Colletotrichum tamarilloi is the source of this 744-nucleotide messenger RNA. RefSeq lists its product as uncharacterized. The transcript is spliced from 5 exons. NCBI's taxonomy places the organism in Eukaryota, Fungi, Ascomycota, Sordariomycetes, Glomerellales, Glomerellaceae. The record is from RefSeq and is a predicted model, not a curated record. The coding region runs from base 1 to 744 and encodes 247 amino acids. Gene Ontology annotation, biological process: mycotoxin biosynthetic process.
AUGCCUGGAAAGUGGGAGAAGCCUUUUCGCGAUGAAUCAGGCUUGUCGUCUGAGGAUCUCAGUCUAACCGAUGAGACUCUCAGAGCGGAAUCGUCAUUCAUGAUAGAGUUCUUCCAAGGACUGGAUUAUUGCCCUACGGGCCAGUGCAAAGUUGUCACUUUCGGCAACACGGCUGGCUUUGGGCCGGAUCUCGUAUAUGCGGACCGGCAGAUGCUUCUGAACGCUACAAGAAUGCAAGAAGUACAUGAGAACUGGCAGCAAUUAUAUCCAAUCAGUCGAGGCUACUUUGUGGCAGACGAAAAUGGUGCAGAAUACAAAGUCCAGUUUCCACCAGCAGACAUCAGCGGCGUGUUAUCCCCAGAUGACAAGCGCAGCGGCUGGGUUCUCUCUGUAUUUCAUCAGAUUCACUGCCUGUCAAUCAUAACAACAAGGCUCGGCAUCUCCCGAAAAGAAUUCGCAGACUGGGACCCCUUCAAGUUAGGGCACACAGCGCACUGCAUCGAGUACCUGCGACAGAGCAUCCUAUGCUCAGGAGAUACAAGUCUUGAAGGCGAGUCAGGAUCAUGGUCGGAGAGUAUCGGCUGGGGUCAGAACCACGUAUGUAGAGACUACGACGCGCUUAUGCGGCUGGCGAACGAGAAGGCAGCCUGGGACCUCAGUCACGAGCGCGAGCCGGACCACUCCAAGCUCUUUGAUUCUACCAUGGAAGACUGCGAUUCAGAGAAUGGGGAGUACUGUCAUUGA